Portunus trituberculatus (swimming crab) is the source of this 1549-nucleotide messenger RNA. RefSeq names its product aggrecan core protein-like. Lineage: Eukaryota; Metazoa; Arthropoda; Malacostraca; Decapoda; Portunidae. Bases 107 to 1330 code for a protein of 407 amino acids. The transcript is spliced from 7 exons. The record is from RefSeq and is a predicted model, not a curated record. Gene Ontology annotation, molecular function: signaling receptor activity.
GAAACACUAGCAUUAAUUCUCUCACACGCCCGAGUCCAUCGUGCUGGAGCAUGCCUACUCGUAUGUUUAAAAACAUUGGAAACCACUUCUUCACUGCACUAAAGCCAUGGCGAGCCAGCAAGUAGCAGUACUUAGCCUUCUGCUGGUGAAGGUCGUGUGCGGCGGCGUGGUGAGUGAUACGGAGAGGCAGGAGACACUGCUGGAGUGCGGAGACACUUUCACCCUCGACUUCACCAACAGCUGGCCUGAGGUCCGCUGUUCUUCACCCUGCUCUGAUGUACACACGUUGACCGCUGGGCCGGUGUUCAGGCGUGAGGCUCGUCUGGAGCAGUAUGGUUUGAUGGUGAAGCAGGAGUACGGUAAGGACGGCGGACUGACUUGCUCCCUCGUCAAUGACAUAACAGAUAUGGACGAACUACAGUCAUCUCUUCAGGCUGAGGCUUGUACUUCAGUGACACCUUCCAUCACCACCACCAUCACCACUCCUGAGGAUCCUUCCGGAGUAACUGGCUCAACCACCACCACUCCUGAGGGUCCUACUGGAGUGACUGGCUCAACCACCACCACUCCUGAGGGUCCUACCGGAGUAACUGGCUCAACCACCACCACUCCUGAGGGUCCUACCGGAGUGACUGGCUCAACCACCACAACUCCUGAGGGUCCUACCGGAGUGACUGACUCAACCAUCACCACUCUUGAGGGUCCUAUCGGAGUAACUAGCUCAACCACCACCACUCCUGAGGGUCCUACCGGAGUAACUGGCUCAACCACCACAAGUCCUGGGGGCACUACCGAGGUUAGCAUCUCCGAGAGCACCAUCACUGAGCCGGGAAGUUCCAUUUCAACUGUCACAGUAGAAUCGACGCCUCUAAUUGGAUGUGAAACUGGCAUUAAAACCCCAACCACAGUGACUCCCACCUCUACUGAGUCACAGUGGGUUUGUGAGAAUGGAUGGUCGUUCUAUGAGUCAUCAUGUUACAAAGUCGAUGAGACUGUUAAACUCGAUUGGCUGCAAGGUCAAAUAUACUGCAAUGAUGAUAAUGCAGAAUACGUCCAGAUCACAUCUAGUGAUGAAGCUCGGUUCCUCAAAGAUAUCCUUACCAGUGAUGCGUGGAUUGGUCUUAAUGACAAAACCACCGAAGGGAACUAUGUGUGGACGGAUGGAUCGCCAGCAACAUUCACUCAAUGGUUCAACGGAGAACCGAACAACGUGAAGAAUGAGGACUGCACAGAGAUGAGAAAAUCAAUGGACUUCUGGUGGAACGACUCCUCUUGCAACAACAAAAAAAGUCCGUUGUGUGAAAAACCAGCCACUAAGUUGGUUAGUUAAUUAGUGAUUGCAUUGGGAGUCUGCAUGUGGCCUUCUCUUCCACCUGGCUCAUCCAUCGCCAUUUGACAUCACAGAGGAAAAGAAGAAAGAAAAGAAAGCAUCAUAACCUGUCCAAUGACUUUCAAUGUCAAUCAUCAUGAAGUCUAUAAUGCAAGGGCUUCAUGUAUAAUAUCAUGAAAACGUUAUAGCUAUCUCACGAAUAAAAAGUUAGUCUGAGGA